This is a messenger RNA of Zootermopsis nevadensis, 7237 nucleotides long. It is a transcript of the gene Root, whose product is annotated as ciliary rootlet coiled-coil, rootletin. The record is from RefSeq and is a predicted model, not a curated record. NCBI's taxonomy places the organism in Eukaryota, Metazoa, Arthropoda, Insecta, Blattodea, Termopsidae.
CCUCUGUUGUACGAUUCAAACUCUAUGGUCCAUAACACAGUUAAAUAAAAAUAGUAGAUGAUUAUCUUCAAAGUAUGGCGGCAUUUGUAAUUCUGAUGUGUAAAAUAAGCGGCAGUUAAAUCGUGUGUAGUAGAUGCACAGGAUACAUGAUAUUAAUCUAUAGUAGAUAAAGCAUCGUGUAUUACCGAAUGGGGAUAUAGGCUAAGUUGCCUGUAAUGCAAGUGUAGAUUGACUAAUAUCUAGAAGAGGAAUUCAACUCGAAGGAUAAUUAACAAAGUAACUGACGAAGUACAUGGAGCAGAGGCAUUCUUAUGAAGCUGAUAAUCGCCCAGCCAUAAGUUACCCACCUUUUAUGGAACCAACUGGUGGAGGAGGGAUGGAACCUAGUAGGUCAGCUGUUACUGGUAGCUCUGAAGAUGUGGCUCCAGAUGCCCUUCUACGACAGAAUCAGGAAUUACAGCGAAGACUGGAAGAUGAAGCAGCAAGUUACAAGCGUAGGUUGGAGACAUACAGACAAGCACAACAACAUCAGGCAGCCUUAGUUAGCCGACUCCAAGCAAAGGUCCUCCAGUAUAAGCAGCGAUGUUCUGAACUAGAGAGUCAAAUGGCAGAAGGUUUACCAGGCCCUGAGUCUCCUAUCAGGGCCAUGACUGUCUCAGCUCUUCCCCCAUCCUUGGAAGUAAGAGAUGACAGGAUCCAUGAUCUUGAUACUGCGCUGAGGAGAUUAGACGAGGAACGCAGGAAAUGUGAAAAGUUAAUGCAAAUAAAUGCAGCCCUUCAUGAUCAGUUGGAAGAAUCUCAUCAGACCAAUGAUGCCCUCACAUCAGACCUACAGAAGCUGACUAAUGAUUGGGAACAGCUGCGAGAGGAAAUGUUGAUUAAAGAGGAUGAAUGGAAGGAGGAGGAGCAGGCUUUCAACGAUUAUUAUACUAUGGAACACAACAGACUUUUGAAUGUCUGGCGAGAUGUUGUCUCUGUCAAGAGGAUAUUUGCUGAGAUGAAAUCGACAACAGAGAGAGAUAUGUCCAAACUGAACUCUGAAAUGUCAUCAGCAACUCAAGAAAUAACCAAUGCAUGCAGUGGAAUUAUUAAUGUCAUGAAGGAAACCAGUAAGACAGAGGGGCAGCAGCAGAUACAGCAUGAACGGGAAGCAGCAGAUUUGAAAUCACAGAUUCAUUCUCUCCAGACUCAGCAUGAGGCAACAUUGUUUGAAGCGAGACAAAAAGAAGAGAGAAUUCAACACCUGCUAAGAGAAAUUCAGAAUUUGGAGGAGAGGUGUGGGGAGGCAGAACAUGAAGUGGGUCAAGUGAUUCAUAUGCAGGAAGAAGUGGAAUUGUUGCAGAAUGCUCUGCGUGACAUUGCACACGCUGUGAUUCAGGAUGCAGAGAGCCGAGAUGCUGAACAGUCUCAUGCAGCUACACACCUGCACCUAACUCCUGCUGGUCCAGUACCUCAACGAUCGCCAAAAAGAGCUAUGCGCACACCCACUUCUCCAGCUUUUGCUGAAAGCACCAUCUCUGCUGUCCAAGCCUCACUACACAAAUACCAACUACAAAUUCAUGAGUUACAGGUGAAGCUUCAGUCCAGCAAGGAACAGCUGAUACUUUUUAGGAAACAGUGUGAAAAUGCUGAAGAUAGUCAACAGUCGCUAGAAACUAAAGUGGGAGAAUUGACAGCGCAGCUUGAUUCCUGCCGUUCCCAUUGCUCACAACUGAUGCAGGAGAAAGAUUUGCUGCAGAAAUCUCUUGAUUCUGUUCGAAGUGAGAAAAAUGCUUUGGACAAGAACAGAAUGGAAAUCAAUGCAAUGAUUGAAACUCUUAAUGCUGAUUAUGAGAAACUUCUAAAAGCAAAUGCAAAACUGCAGAAAGUGUCAGACAAUUUGGAAGACGAAAAACUGUUCUUACAGACUGAACUCAACCGUGUGGCUAAAGAUGCAGAAAUCAGGGAAAUGAAUUUGAGAGCUGAGGAAGAGAGGUGCAGUCGACUUAGGGAAGAACUGCUCACCCUAAGAGAGGACAUGAACAAAGCAUACCUCUCUCAUGACAUGCUGGAGCAACAGAAGAUGGAAUCAGAUGAUCUUAUAGCUCAAACAGAGAAGAGUAAAGGAGAUAUGGAGUUGGAAUUGGAGCGCACUCUACUGGAGAAAUCCGAUGUCCAAGAGACAUUAACGAAGCUGGAAACAGUGUGCAUGAGCUUGGAACAAGAUAAGAAGAGAUUACAAGAUGAAGUUAGAAAGAUUGGGGAGGAGAAGGCUUCUCUUCAGAGCCAGUGUGCUGACCAGCAGAAUGACUUAGGGUCUCUCAGGAAAGAAUUACUUCAGGCUGAGCAAACACGCCUGGACCUGGAGUCAGACAAAGUCUCCCUCCAGGAAAAACUGAAGUUCCUGGAGAUUGAGAAAGAGAAAGUGGAACUAGAAUUGGGCCAAGUGUCUAGGGAAAGGGGAGAUCUAAGUAACCAGCUGUCGUCACUAGCUCGUAAGAAAGAGGCAUUGAAUGAAGAAAUGAUGAGAAUAAGACAAAGAUUGGAGCAAGCCAAUGAGACUAAUGCUCGCCUCAAUCGUGACUUGGAGGAUCUUGUGAAAGACAAAGAAGAAAAACAGGUUCUUUUGGAAGCAAAUGAGAAGGAACUUCAGCGGUUGCAGGAACAGUUUGCUUCAGUACGAAGUGAGAAAGAAGCUCUGGAAGGAGUUCUGUUUGAUACACAAACAAACUUGGCGGCUACUGAUAAUACACGCAUUCAACUAGAAAAAGAUCAACAGGAUUUGCUGGUGAAACAGGAGUCUUUGAAAGGCCAAGUAUGUCGACUGACUCGUGACCUGGAGGCUUCUGAAAAACGAGCACAAGAGACGAAGGCUUCAUUGACUCAGCAGGCUGGUGCACAAGAGGUGGAGUUCCAGCAGGUCAUUACCAACCUCAAGAAACAACAUGAGGAAACUGUGAGGAAACUUACAGAGGAAAGGGAACAUAUCAGAAUCUCGUUAGAGAAGAGGUUACAGCAGACAGUUCAGCAGAUGGGAGGAGAGAAAGAUGGUGAGAUCCAGCAGCUCCAAGAGAGGAUAGAAACUCUACAGCAGCACAUUGAGAAUAUUUGUCAGCAGCAUGAAGAAGUUCUGCUUAGAGCAGAGAAUGAUAAGCAGCAAGCUCUGCUCCUUGCUCACCAUGACCAGCAAGCUUUGCAAGAGAGAAUGGACGGUGUUCAGAGAGAGCUGGAAGAGGAGCACAGUGCUCUAGAUCGACUGCGAAGGGAUGCAACAACAAGAGCAGAACAGGAUCGUGGUAACAUCAACCAACUUCGAGAUGAACUUGCCCGCUUUAAAACAAGACUGGAAGAGAGCAGGUUAAAGGCCGAGGAAGAGAGAAACCGACUAGAAGGUAAACUUGGGGAGGUGCACAAGGAAAGGGAUGUUGUGCAGCAGGAGUGUGAGGAGCUGAAAGUGCAGCUUCAUCUUGCUGAGGAUCGUCUUGAUGCAAACCAGAGCCAGCUGCAAGAAACUUCACGUAAACUGAAAGAAGCUGAAAACACCAGUGAAGUGUUGCGUAAGGAGCUGACUGACAUACGGAGACAACUGGCAGACAGCAACUAUGAAAAGGAGAAGUACAGUAGUUCUAAUAAGGAGCUCCGAGACUAUGUGAAAAGGAUUGAAGGAGAGAAGAGAGAGCAAGGAAGGGCUCUGGAAGAAGCUUUCCAGAAAAUUUCUACAUUGGAAGACUCGAAGACCGGUCUGGAUGGGGAACGUACACGUCUUCAAGGACAGAUUCGAGACUUGGAGCGGCAGCAGCUACAGAUGUCCCAUCAGUUACAAAAUACACAAGAGGAGUUACAGAGGUCACAUGCUACCAGCACUCAGAUGCAGAAUGAGGAGAAGGAACUGCAGGCACGCCUUGCCUCAGAAAGUGAGGAGAGGGAAAGAACACAACAGGAAUUGCAUCAGCUCAAGAAACAGAUUGUCGAGCUUGAUGGAAGCCUCGAACUUUCAAGACAGGAGUUAAGUCGAAUGCGUUCACGCGGAGAUGAAGAAGAGGAGCGCUGGAGAGCCAGAGAACAAGAAUUGCUUGUGCGACUUGAAGAUAGUCGUAGCAGAGAUCGGAAGCUUGAAGAUCAGAAACACAAUUUGGAAGUUUGUCUGGCAGAUGCUACUCAGCAGAUUCAGGAGCUUAAGGCUCGCUUGGGAGGAACAGAGGGCCGAGUACGUGCUUUGGAUGCACAGUUACUGCAGUUGGAAGGAGCAAAGAAAGAAGCAGAGCAGAAACUAAGUAGUGUUGGAUCCACACUCAGAAGAAUUGCAGGAAUACAACUUGAUGGUAGUGUCACUUUGCCAUACAAAGUUAUGAGUCCUUCAAGAAGAUGGAGUCCUGCUAAAGUUCAGGAGCAUGGUGAUGGACGAGGAGAUGUUAUGGCAGAUAUAGACCCAGAGAUUAUAAGGAAAGGCGUUCGCUCCUUGAUGCAGCAGAUUGCACAAAUAGAACGUGAAAGGGAUGAUUUCAAGACCCAAGUUUUAAGUGCGAAGAAACAGUUGCAAGAGGCACAGGAACUGCAAAACAAAGUAGAUACAAAACUAAACACAGCCUUGCAGAAUGUAAGAAUCGCACAAGAUGAGAAAGGCACUUUGGAAGCUAAAUUGGGCCAGAAACAAGCUGUCUUACAGUCCCAGGCAGAAGCUCUUCAGCAGAAAUCUGAAGAGGCCCAGCAGAUGAGAGAGAAAGUAAUGGCUCUGGAGCUCACUGUUAGUAGUGGCACUGAAGAGAAGGGACAGUAUGAGGAUAAACUUGAUAAAAUGCGGCAAGCAAUGUCCAGACUGGAGAAUGAGAAGCGUAAUCUACAAGAGGAAUUGGGGCGUAAUGAGUCUCGGGCCACCAAACUAGAACUGCAGAGGUUGUCUUUAGAAGGAGACCUGCAGCGCCUGCAGAUGAUACUGCAGGAGAAGGACUCUCAUAUCCAGAAGUUGCAUGAUAAGUGUGAGAUCCAGGGGCGGAAUCUUGCAAGUCUUGAGGAGCGCUGUGCUUCAUUGAAGUCAACUAUCGACCAGCUGAACUUGGCGCUAGAACGAGCAAACACUGCUGAGACAGAAAUGAGAGCUGAAAUACAGAGUCUGCAGCGCACAUUGCUGGACACCAGUUCAACCUCACAGUCAAGUAGUGAGAAGCUAAAACAGCUUCAAAAAUCAUUGACCAACAGUGAAAAUGAACGCAGAGUGAUCACAGAACGCCUUGAAGCGUCACAACAAACAUUGGCUGAGCUGCGACAUACCAAUCAACAUCUCUCUGAUCAGAACCAGCGGCUGCAGACAGAGUUGGCAAAUAGUGAAGUCCAACGCUCUGGCCUUGAAGCUCAACUACGAUUGGCAAGCUGGCCACCAGAGCGAUCGGGAACAACCGGAAAAGAUGAGGAACUGAUGCGGCAGCUACAGACGUCGCAGCGGGAACGCAUGGAACUGCGAGGAAAAGUGGAAUCUCUGUCAGAUAAGGUUCGCCAGUUAGAAACUGAGAAACAGAACCUGGAGAGAACCUAUGCCAAGACAGCAGUUGGUCGCAGCAAGAGCUAUGAACGACCAGAGAAGGAGUCAAGUUCUGAGGGCUUGGAGCAAGAAAACCGGGAGCUUCGUAUGCGAAUGCUUCACUUAGAGGCUCAGUUAGUAGACAAGGAAGCAGAAAUCACCAAAUUACGCUCUCAACUUUCAUCAGAUUUUAAACUAGAUCGCAGCACAGAGAUAGAAAGGCUGAGAGCAGCCCAGCUACAGGCAGAGAGGCUCCUGGAAGCGAGGGAGCAGUCACACCGACAACAAGUUCUGCGAUUAGAAAAUCAGAUACAGUUGCUGAGAGAGCAGUUGAAUCAAGAAGUUAAGCGCAGACAACUGUACGUAUUGAGAAGUUCUCGUACUGGCAGAGAGAUGCAGCAUCUGAGGCAAGCUCUAGGAGAUUCCCUACGUACUGUAUCACAGGAUCCAUCACUGGAUGCUGUGUUAUUGGAGCAUGAGGCUCGGAAGCUAGACACAACGCUCGCAUCAGCAUCCAGUCUACCUUCCACAUCCACCACUGCUUUGCCACUUCCAGCCUCCCAUCACAGCUAUUCAAUGUCUUCUCCACAUGAUGUGGCAAAAUCUGCUACACUGCAGCCCAAGUGAAGAGGACUAUUUGUAAACUACUUAUGGAAGGUAGAUUGUGAUAUAUUUUCAAUAGAGACAGUAUAUUAACCUACUCAUCACUGCCAAGAAAUGUAUUUAUUCAAGUGAUUUCUUAAUAAGCAUUUUUUAAACUAUUUAUGUACAGUACCUGCAAGUUUUAUGUCUUUUUCCUUAUCAAGUAUAUCAGAUAUUUAUUCAGUAUUAUUUUUAUAUUCUGUUAACUUCAAACUUUCCUCUAUCUAUAGUCAGAAAUUUAUAAUGUAAUUUUUCCCCUUUCAAAUACUAGCAGUCAAAAACUGUUGAGCUGCUAUGUUUAAUUUGGGUAUGAUUACACUUAUAAUUUCUAAUAUGUAAGUGUUCAUAUAUAUGUAGGCCUCUCAGGCUGCAGAGGCAGUCUCACAACUUUCCAGAUGGAUCUGAACGUUUUAAGCUGACUUUGUUUUAAUACCUUUUUGGGACAAUUUUUUCUGGUAGAUGAAUUAAGAGAACCUGAUAGUAGUAUGAUAGUUGAACAAAACACUAGUGUAUGUGUUCUUUGAUGUGUAGUUACAGGCCAAGUGCCAUAGAACAUGUUCAUUGUCCUACAUGUAAUUGUUACCAUUACCCAUGUUGUCAAGAAGAUGGUGUUGAGUCUUGGCCACGUUUGCUUGCAUGUGUAGAACGUAGUCUGAACAACUAGCCUGUGAUAGGUAGGUCACAGAAUGGUGUGGCUAUGGGCAUCGCUAAGUUUCUGUCAUCUUAAGUGAUGGGACUGUAAAAUCAAAACUGCCAUUUCACAUCUUUAUAAAAUAUAUGGUAUAGUUGUAUAGUUAUAUUAAUAUACUGUUUUGGUAGGUCUUUUGUGUGUGCAAAAUGUCACACCUGGAAAUUCACGCUUUUUAUCCACAGUCAGACUUUUGUACAGUGAAGAAAUUUACCCAACAGAAAAAUAUAGAUCUUGAUCAACUUUACACAUACAUCUCAGGAAUUGUCUUCUUGUUAAGUCUGUGACUUAAUCUGUUAUUUUGCAUUUGUUUAUCCUUUUUAUGUGUCUGUCACACCAGAACUCUCUUGUUGUACAGAAUAUAAUGUAGACAUUUAAACUGUCACUGAAUAUGAUUUAUGAAGAUAACUGAA